This is a messenger RNA of Folsomia candida, 3134 nucleotides long. RefSeq lists its product as uncharacterized. The transcript has 8 exons. The record is from RefSeq and is a predicted model, not a curated record. The coding region runs from base 1036 to 1584 and encodes 182 amino acids. Lineage: Eukaryota; Metazoa; Arthropoda; Collembola; Entomobryomorpha; Isotomidae.
UAUUCAACAACCUUGCCUGCUUGGUUAAUCGGGUCUGAUCUAUUUAACCUUAAGUCUGAUAGAACUGACUGAUAUCAACCGUGGUUCCAUCCAUUCAGUGCUGGCUUGGUGUUCUUCGUCCAAUGGCGAAUUUAAUAUUUGUGCGAAAAUAAUAUUUUAUGAGCUCCACUACCUUUUGUCCCGUCCACACAUUAUUGAUCAUCAUAAAACGCAGGACGAGUAUAAAACUUAACUUUGCGUACAUAUAGUCAACCUCCAAACUAAUAAAUAUCCAUAUUCCAGAGGAGAAAAUUGAUAUUUGAUACGGAUUUCGUCCGUGUGGUGGUGAAUAAUUACUGAGGAAGUCAUUGUCAUUUCCACCACUCCGCCCACAGUGGCGUCCUUAAUUGCGACAAUAAUUACACAUUCUGACGACUCGGGAGUGAAUCCAUAAUAUUAUUUGUAUGUGUGUCGCCUCAUCAUCACAAGACUAAAAUACUGGUCAGUAGUACGUCCCCCUGGACAAAUGCGCUACUAGUCGACAUGAGAAGACAAAUAUUAUUUGAUGUCAAAAAGUGAUACGACGAAUCGAUUGUUUAAUUAUUACUUGUGUGUCGAAGAGUAUUAAUUGUUAUUGUGAACAUUAAACAAACUAAGGUGACGUGUAUUUACACAUAUACCGAGUACUGAUUCGGUGGUAUCGACUGAUAUUUGCUCGGCGGCGGCGUCGAGGACGUGGAAAGAAAGUGGUCCAUUAUUGUUCUUAUGGGACAAGGUUGUCACUGACUGGGAAAAUGUGACCACGACUAAGGAGGCAGUUAUAGUGGAAUUAUUAUCCUGGUCAAUUUCGGUAGUUACAUACAAGGUGUAAGACAAACGACGUAAUUUUAAGGAUAAAUAAGAGGAGGCAAAUUGAGACAGGUUUCUUUAAAAGUUUAGUUCUGGUUUUUUAUAAGAAAAAAAUGCCCAUUUUCUAUUCAGGGUAAAGUUAAAGGGAUCGACGUAUACAUAAAUUGAAAUUAGUGUGGUUUAUAAAGUGUGAAAUAAUUUAUAAAAAUGGGAAAAUUGAUCGGUUUUGGCUUAAUCGGUUACGGGGUGGGGAUGCUUCUCACAAUUGUUGUAAUGGCGAUUGGUGGACUGGAAGUCAUGGUGGGACUGUUUCUCCCAAUUGCGUUGAAAAUGGCACCCGUGGACGAAAUCCUGCUCGCUUGGGUGGAAGUUCCCUUGUCUAUGGCGAUCACGGGUAAGCUUUCGAACGUAACAACGUUCAAGGAGGACGGAAUCCUGGGCGGUGGGCGGAUAAACUUUGAGGUUAUCAUGGCCGGUGGAGGAUACGACUCUGCAGAAGAACCAGUCGUGCCAGCACUUUGGAUUGAGGAGGACGGCGACCUUGACGAAGUGAUCCGAUACGUGAUAAAGGCUGGUCCGCUAAACAUCCCCUCCAUAUUCUUCUGGCUUGUAGCCCUCGGAUCACUAGGCGCUAUGGGGGCCUCGAUCCUUUUCAAAUUUCUUGGCAAGAAAAAAUCUGUGGAUGGAAUUGAGCGAGCCCCGCCUGCAACAACCGUUCAAGUGAUCGCACUGGAUGAGACCGCUUUCAAGGAAUGAAUUAUCAGAUUUUGAAAAAAACAAAUGAGAAAAUGAAAUUUUGAAAAAUAGUUCUUAAUAAUGCAUGUAAGUGUAGGGCAAUGCAUCAUGAAAAUCCACGGUGUCUCAUAUUAGGAAGAAAGAGGUACAUAUACAUUAUUUUAGGGUCUCAUAUUAUAGAACUGACCUACAUAUAGGGCGAUUUUUAGAUGUCCACGCCGUGGAUUCCACCGUCGGAAAUUUCUUAUCAAUUCUCCUUAUCACAUUGAAAAACUUGUAUGCAUUUUUAUUUACUUUUUCAUGGCAUUUUGCGUAAAUUCAUCUAUGUUGAAAACAAUUCUUAAAUUCCCGAAUUGGGGAAAACGUAGGUUUUUGACCCCCCAUUUUUGACCUAAAAUUGACUAUUGUAUGUCAGUUCUAUAAUAUGAGACCUUAAAAUAAUUUACGUCUCUUUUUUCCCGAAGUGAAAUAUCGUGGUAAUCAAACUACCUGAUUUAUAAUGAUAUACUAUAUAAUUAAGUCCAUUUUCACAAUGUAUGAACUCACACACACACCGCUUUUUCGUGACCAUGUAGAAGCAUUUAAACAAUUCAGGUAAAAAAUGUAUUUAGAUAAGUAUCAAAAUUUAAAAAAAAAUAUGUAUUAUACCCGAAUAACCUGAUUCGUAUAUUCAUUAUGGAAGUAAAAUAUUUGUGAAUUGGAUGCCCAAGUUCAAUGCCCGAUAAUUAUGAUAAUUAGAUAAGUUUUCCACUCGAUAAGAAGACACCACUUGUUUAGAAUGACCUUAGUUAAGUAGUUACAUACAUACAUCAAGUCUCUCCACCACUCAAAAACAAUGCAUAAUAUGUACUUACUAAAUGCACACACUAUUAACUCUACUGGUCCACAUUUAACUUUAAGUAUAGUGUGUUAAGCUUAAGAGGAUAAGAAUUAAAUAAGAGACAAAUUGUACCGUCAAAUCUGUAGAAGUUUCUUUCAUGAAUAAAAAAUUGUCGAGUGUGCCUGGACAUAUUUUGUUUGCGGAUUGUUUUCCGUACAUAUUCUUAUCCCCCAAGAGUUGAUUCCAUAAAUUAGCAAUUAUGCCGGAAGGAAUUCUUUAUUUUUGCUACAUCGCCUACAUUUUGGUCAUUCUCUGCACCUUUAUUAAAGUCAUGGUUCAGCCAAUCCUGGGAAUUUUUGUCAUCUUUGUCAUCUCGGGGAACCUGGAUAAUUGUCGACAAUUUCGAAACGAAAUUUCCGCCGCAAUCAACAACUAUUUCAAUCGAACGUUUUUAAAAUUUUGGAGAAUUUUAUGCCUAGCUGGGGAGGAUUCGAUGGGGGAAGGAGAGGAGGAUAAUUCGUUGAACUUCAAUAAAGGCUAUUUUGGUAAAUGCGAUAUCUUGAACGCUUCGCCUAAAGAGGAAUGCAUCACGCAGAUAAUCGUCCCACCACCUUUAACUAGGAGGCGACGUGGCCUCAUACAAUUAUAGUUUUAAUUUAUCCCAACUACUAUUUAUAUUCAGUUGUGUAUGUUUUUCAUCACUUUCAGUCUCAAUUUGUUUUGUAAUCUCAAAAUGUAUUUAUUUAUACCA